CUACAACUCCCAGCGUUAACGGCAACACGUCACAACUAGAACCGACACAGAACAGACCACGUGAUUCAUACACUGUUUUUCUAAACGCAUCAGAAUUUUUUCUUUAGUUAUUUAGUUAGCGACAGUGUUUUGUUUAAUUUUCUCUACCAUUUUACUAAAGCGGAGAUGGAAGUGGAAACGGCACGACCUUAUUUUUUCGGUGACAUCGGUUUCUGGUCAGAGAGGACAGAGGUUCAUAAGGCUGCGUGUCAGGGACAGGUGUCAGAGCUGCAGAGUUUGAUCCAGAGGGGAGCUUCGGUGAAUAUUGUGGCUGUGGACUCCAUCACUCCGCUCCACGAGGCAGCUGCGUGUGGACAGACACAGUGUGUGAGACUGCUGCUGGACGCUGGGGCUCAGGUUGAUGCCAGGAACGUGGAUGGCAGCACUCCACUGUGUGAAGCGUGCUCUAUCGGGAACUUUGAGUGUGUGAGGCUUCUUUUGGAGUAUGGAGCAAAAGUCAACCCCAUGCUGACCUCUCGUACCACCUCUCCUCUACACGAGGCCUGCAUGGGAGGUAAUGCAGAUUGUGUGAGGCUAGUGAUUGCUAAAGGAGCCAGUCUGGAGGCGUAUGACCUGUACUACGGUACUCCUCUACAUGUGGCAUGUGUCAAGCGACAUCUGGAGUGUGUCAAAGUGCUACUGAAUGCAGGUGUGCAAGUAAAUGUCGCUAGGCUACACGAGACGCCCUUACAUCAUGCUGCCAAGUCCAACAAUGUGGAUAUGAUUGAGCUGCUGGUGGAGUUCGGGGCCAACAUUUACGCCCGAGACAAAUAUGACAGAAAGCCAGUCGACUACACAAGGCCAGAUACGUCCUCAGCACAAUAUCUUCAGCUUUAUGAGAGUAACCCUCUUUCUCUGCAGCAGCUGAGCCGUAUCGCCCUGAGGACGCUGUUGGGCGUCCGAGCUGUGGAUGUGGUGGUCAAACUGGAUAUUCCCAACCGUAUUAUCAGUUACCUCUUAUACCAAUGAACUCUUUCUUUAGAAGUUCACAGAUACCAUGGAAAUAAUUUUUACCUCAGAUGCAAAACAAACAUAUGAAGCACUGAAAUAUCUCCAAAAAUAAAUAUUAGUUAUAUUGGCAAUUUAAUGCAUUAAAGGUGAACUAUGUAAAAGUUAAGUUUAAAGUUUGCUUGUAAAUGAAAAUUCUGUCUCAGUUUCAUGACUUUAUCCCAAUGGGGUCCAAAAUAACCUUUAGUCCCUACUGAAUGAAGAAAAAGUGCUGAGAUAUUUUUAAAAAUACCUUCAUAGGGAGUAAAUGGCAGACUGUCCUUUUAAGUAAUAAGCACAACAGAUUACAUAAAUAGGAAGCACUUCUUAAUAGCACUUCUCAGCAGAACAGUCUAUAUUUUGUUGUAAAAUAUGUUGUCUUAAUGUGUCUGAGGUGAAUUUAGGACUGAUGGAAACCAUUAUAUGUACACUAAAUAUUGCCGCAAAAAAGAGCAGGAGAUAGAGACCCAAAAGAGAGGAAAUACUUAAUCUGGCAGCUGUCUACAUUCAGGAACUCCUCUGACCACUAAAUGAAGUCCAGGGAAACUUUUAGUCGCUCAGACAACGGACACUAUGCACAACACACAGCAUUGCUGGAAACGAGCAUGUUAACAUCCUCAUGCUCUCAUUAGAGAUUCAUUAUAGGAGAUCACAGCAGCUACAACAAAGUCUUAUUGAUAAAACACCGGCAUUCGUAUUAUGACAUCAAGCACUUUGAGUUAUACCACCGUUUCGCCACAUUCAUUGUCCGUGUUCCGCUAUAGUGACGCCACAGUGACACUGACAGAAACCAGUUUACAGCUGUGUUUUAUUGUAGUGCUGUUGUUUUAGUACACCGGUUGUAAUAUUUUACAAUUCAGGUGAAGGAUUUAAUAUAGUAUAUAUGUCUGUUUCCUCAAACUUUUUUUCUGAAUUGUUGAAAAGAUAUUAAGAUUGCAUGAAUUUAAC
Messenger RNA from Carassius carassius (crucian carp), 1974 nucleotides. Its product is annotated as ankyrin repeat and SOCS box protein 13-like. The record is from RefSeq and is a predicted model, not a curated record. The coding region runs from base 166 to 1008 and encodes 280 amino acids. Gene Ontology annotation, molecular function: protein binding. Gene Ontology annotation, biological process: protein ubiquitination; positive regulation of protein catabolic process. The transcript is spliced from 7 exons. Lineage: Eukaryota; Metazoa; Chordata; Actinopteri; Cypriniformes; Cyprinidae.